AUGACUUCAUCCGCCGAUACCCAGCCCCGCCUUGUCGUCACGACCCACGCCAAAGACGGCACCUCUGUUUUUGCCUCGGAUGGCCCUGCCGGCCUCUUCCGCCCCUUUGGUCCCGACUCCUCAUCGUUUGCCGUCUUCGAUAGCCGCCCCGCGGUGCCCAUCAACAACCAGGUCGCCGUUGCCGAGGACAAGAAGCAAGGGCUACCCCGCUGCCCACCCGGCGGCGUCUUGUUCAGCAUCACCAACAUCAAGCCCGGCGACCAGGCCCCCAUGCACCGCACCGAGAGCAUCGACUACGCGGUGGUUGUCUCUGGCGAGAUUGUCCUCGCCCUCGACAACGGCGAGGAGAAGACGCUGCGCGCCGGCGACUACCUGAUCCAGGGCGGCACAAACCACUCAUGGGCCAACCGCGGCACCGAGACCUGCCGCAUCCUCUUUGUCAUGGUCAGCGCCGACAAGGUCAAGCUGGACGACGGCACCGAGCUGUCUGCCACGGUAUUCGGCCCGAGGCCGCCACAGGACGCGUCGCAAUAG
Molecule: messenger RNA, 534 nt
Organism: Sporothrix brasiliensis 5110
Lineage: Eukaryota; Fungi; Ascomycota; Sordariomycetes; Ophiostomatales; Ophiostomataceae
Exons: 1
Coding region: 1-534 (177 amino acids)
Source: RefSeq, a predicted model, not a curated record